Molecule: messenger RNA, 462 nt
Organism: Amoebophrya sp. A120
Lineage: Eukaryota; Dinophyceae; Syndiniales; Amoebophryaceae
Source: the annotation of a GenBank genome assembly
CUAAGGACCACGACAACGGUAUCCUGAGUAAAAACGUACCCACACCAGAGUCAGGAUGGGGAUUUUGCAACACAAACCUAGGAGUUUUGUGAGUCACGCAUGACAAGUUUCAGUCCGUAAGGUAGUGCAAGGUAGCAAGGAAAGCCGCAUCACAAAUCGAUCUGCUAAUCCUGUUUACAGUAUUACAAGUUCCCAAACACGAUUGAAAAUGCCUGUCAUGGGGUUGCGCAUCACAAAUGUUCCUGUCAUGGCAAAGUCGCAUGACAACUCUGGUGUGGGUACGUUUUUACUCAGGAUAAACGGAGAUGAGACGUUCGACGAGUCCGCGCAGAGAUACCGCCAGCGCCUGCGCGACUACAUGAAACGCGAGGACGUGCGACUGACCUAUUUGCCGGACUUCCUCGGUCGUGCCUGCAUGGAUGUGGAUUUGGAGAAGUGUCAACACUUCGCGGCAAAAACGCC